AUGCCAUUGCUUCUGCUUACGUUCAAAUUGCUGGUACUUUUUUCGUUAUUAGUGUCCAAAUUAACAUUUAUAGUCCCACCAACCAUUCAUGUCUCACAAAAUAAACAAAUGAUAACUAAAGAUGAUUCAAUUAUACUUGAUUGCCAAGUUAUUAGUGGUAUUCCCCCUCCAACAAUUGUUUGGUGGAAGGAUGGACGACAACUAUAUAACGACCGUUAUAUACAAAUUCAAGAAGGUGGACGUUUAACUAUUCCUCGUGCAGAUAUUUCGGAUGCUGGGACUUAUGCCUGUAAAGCUGAGAACAUUGCUGGAUCAGCAAUUAAACCGCUCACUCUUGGUGUUGGAAGCCCUCCAACAAUUUUGCCAAGUCCGGAGACUGUCUAUGUCCAGAUUGGACAAACAGCAACACUUAACUGUAGAGUUGAUGGAAAUCCAAAACCACAAAUCCAAUGGCUUAAAAAUGGUUCCCCCAUAGAUGCAUUAAUAGAAGAACAAUUACGGUAUUCUCACCUGCCUGAUGACAGUCUUCACAUCAGAGGAGCAUCAUUAUCGGAUCAGUCGACGUUUACUUGUAUAGUUAGAAAUCAAUUUGGAGAACAAAGAAAGCGCACAAAUUUGGUUAUUACUGGAUUGGUGAGUCCUGUUCUUGCCAGUUUGCCUUCAAAAAUGGAACUGUUAAUGUCGAAGGAAGGGAUUUACAAAUUAACUGUGUUGUCCUACUUGGAACAUGUAAUCUUUCUUCGCGAUGGUUCUUUAUUACUUAAAAAUGGUUCUGAUGCACACAAAGGAACAUAUACGUGUAAGGCUAAUAGUGCUGCGGGAAAUGCUUUACAAGAUGUUAAUGUACAAUUAAUAAUGAAACCAAGAAUGCUCCAAACAGAUAUUGAAGAUGUACUAGUGGCCAAAGAUGGUGCUCAGCUUGAAAUACCAUGUCCUGUGUUAGUUCCUGAGGGGCAAGUUAGGCCUAAAGUGCUUUGGGCACAUGAUUCCCAGCCGUUAAAUGUUAAUACACCCGAAUAUAUUGUUUUGCCGAAUCUCAGCCUGAGAAUUUUGAGGGUUAGUUCUGCACAUAUUGGACGUUACACAUGUACAGCUGUGAAUGAGGCUGGAAAACUUGAAAAAACUACGCUUGUUUUAGCUCCACCCAAAGUGGGAAAUGAUGCCAUGCUUGAAGUUAUGCAAGGAGAAGUUCUUCCAAUGAACUGUGAUUUGCAGAACCCAGGGGAAUCUACAAUGAUUACUUGGCUUUUUAACAAUUCUACUAAUCUCCCUAAUAAUGUAUCAAUCCAGUCUGACGGGGCUUGGUUGCACAUUGUUGAUGCCCAAAUUGCUAACCAUCAGGGAAUCUAUACUUGUUUGGUUGAAAAUUCUGUAGGAAAAGCUAGAAGGGAAUUUAAUGUGAACAUUCUGGAACCACCUCGAUUCAUUGAUACGACUAAUACAAAAUAUUUGUUACUCGAGGGCCAGACUAUAAUGCUGGAUUGUACAUUAAAGGGAGCACCUUGGCCUAAAAUUAUUUGGAAAAAGAACAAUAAACCAUUAGAACUUGAUGAUUCAUUGAAUGACUUGGGAGAGGAUGCCGAACCUUUGUAUCAACUUAUAGACAAUGAUCAGAUUCUUCAUAUUUCUGAAGUAGAUGUGCGUCAUGCUGGUCGAUAUUCCUGCCUUGCCGAAAGUCGUGCAGGGCGAGCUGAAAAGGAUAUCAGUGUUUCACUACUAACAGCUCCAGUAAUGGCAUUAGAUCAAACAAACAUCGAGAUGAUUGAGAAUGAAAGCCAUACCUUGGAUUGCCCAUUAGAAAAUGAUGGCGGAUCAACAACCGAAUUACAUUGGACUAAAGAUGAAAUGCCGAUUGGUAAUGCCAUUGAGCAGCAAUCUCAAUAUCAGUCUCAUAUCCAACGUUCCAUGUCAGGAAAAAAACUUCAUUUGAUGAAGGCUCAACGAAUGGAUUCUGGGGCCUACAAAUGCAUAGCUAAAAAUGCUGCUGGUUUAGCCGAAGCUAUUAUUAAUGUUCUAGUUCUUGUUCCUCCAAGAAUCGAGGAUCCACAUGGCUAUCGUACUUUAGAAGCACUUGUUAAUGAUAGUGUUCAGAUAGAUUGUAUUGCCAGUGGAGUUCCUACUCCAAAGAUUGAAUGGUCUCAUAACGGGCGAAGUCUCUCAUCUGAAGAUUCCGCUAGCUUAUAUUUCGAAAAUGGAAGAUCUAAACUUCACAUACUUUCAGUGCAACCGAAAAAUGCUGGAAUAUAUUCAUGUACUGCAACAAAUAAAGCUGGAAAUUCUGAUAUGGAUAUUUUUCUUGAUGUAAUUGGUCUGUCAAUACCCAACACAUAUCAUUUAGAAUGUUUCUUAUAUAUAGGACCACCUACAAUUCGAGCACCAGCUACGGAACUAAACGUGGUUGAGGGAUCGGAGCAGCGUUUGGAAUGUGUAGUUGGGGGUCAUCCCUCACCUCGUGUUGAAUGGCGUAAAUCCGGUAGUAGUGAUAACGAUCCUUUAGCUGUUCAACAACAACAGCAGGAUGAAGAUAAACAAACUGAGGAACAUGCCAUUUUCACUGAACACUCAUACUUUCUCCAUAUCCAUGCUGCCGGACAGCAACAUGCCGGUCGUUAUACUUGUAUUGCUAAAAAUAAAGGUGGAGAAGAUCGCCUGGCCAUACAGUUAAAUGUUUUGGUUCCUCCAAGCAUUGAUGAAGGCGAACGCUUGCUUCGCGUAAUCGAAGGGGGUACAGCUUCAUUUGAAUGCCCAGCUAAAGGUUCACCUACUCCAAAAAUUCUCUGGAGAAGGAUGCCACAUGGAACUGUACUGAAUUCAGAAGAUGAGAAUAUACAUCUUGAAGGCAUUGGAGUAAAUCGGAACAUUCUUUUGAUCAAAGCUUUGAAGCCAGAGGAUGCUGGCAGGUGA
Molecule: messenger RNA, 2904 nt
Organism: Meloidogyne enterolobii
Lineage: Eukaryota; Metazoa; Nematoda; Chromadorea; Rhabditida; Meloidogynidae
Source: the annotation of a GenBank genome assembly